Molecule: messenger RNA, 3453 nt
Organism: Suncus etruscus (white-toothed pygmy shrew)
Lineage: Eukaryota; Metazoa; Chordata; Mammalia; Eulipotyphla; Soricidae
Gene: ILF3
Product: interleukin enhancer binding factor 3
Exons: 17
Coding region: 104-2227 (707 amino acids)
Cellular component (GO): precatalytic spliceosome
Molecular function (GO): single-stranded RNA binding; double-stranded RNA binding
Source: RefSeq, a predicted model, not a curated record
AGGCAGUUGAAGUAUUGAUUAUAUCAAGGAAAUUGACCGCUUGAAAAGAUAAGUAAAAGAGUAAGGAAAAAAAUUGAUUCCCAGACACUACAAAGAAGUGAAAAUGCGUCCAAUGCGAAUUUUUGUGAACGAUGAUCGGCAUGUGAUGGCCAAGCACUCGUCCGUGUACCCAACACAAGAGGAGCUAGAGGCCGUGCAGAACAUGGUGUCGCACACGGAGCGUGCGCUCAAGGCUGUAUCCGACUGGCUUGACGAGCAGGAGAAGGGCAGCAGUGAGCCAGCUGAGGCAGAGGGCACCGACACACCUGCCGAGGAGGAGGCCAAAGACGGGGCCGGGGAGCAGAAGCCGGAACACAUGACGAGGACGCUGCGGGGUGUGAUGCGCGUGGGCCUGGUGGCCAAGGGGCUGCUGCUCAAGGGGGACCUGGAGUUGGAGCUGGUGCUACUAUGCAAGGAAAAGCCCACAGCGGCGCUGCUCGACACAGUGGCCGACAACCUGGCCCUGCAGCUUGCCACUGUCACGGAAGACAAGUAUGAGAUCUUCCAGUCAGUGGAUGAUGCUGCCAUCAUCAUCAACAACACGAAAGAGCCACCACUGUCUCUCACCAUCCACCUGACGUCCCCUGUGGUCAGAGAGGAGAUGGAGAAAGCCUCGACCGGAGAGACGCCCGCAGUUAGCGACCCCCCGGAUGUGUUGGACAGACAGAAAUGUCUCGCAGCCUUGGCCUCCCUCCGGCAUGCAAAGUGGUUUCAGGCCAGAGCCAAUGGGCUGAAGUCAUGUGUCAUUGUCAUCCGGGUCCUGAGGGACCUGUGCACGCGUGUGCCCACCUGGGGGCCCCUCCGAGGAUGGCCCCUGGAGCUCCUGUGCGAGAAGUCCAUCGGCACCGCCAACAGGCCCAUGGGUGCCGGCGAGGCCCUGCGGCGCGUACUGGAGUGCCUGGCCUCGGGCAUCGUCAUGCCAGAUGGUUCUGGCAUUUAUGACCCUUGUGAAAAAGAAGCCACUGAUGCUAUUGGGCAUCUAGACAGACAGCAACGGGAAGAUAUCACACAGAGUGCGCAGCAUGCCCUGCGCCUCGCUGCCUUUGGCCAGCUCCACAAAGUGCUGGGCAUGGACCCAUUGCCCUCUAAGAUGCCCAAGAAGCCAAAGAACGAGAACCCAGUGGACUACACGGUUCAGAUCCCCCCCAGCACCACCUACGCCGUCACACCCAUGAAGCGCCCUUUGGAGGAGGAUGGCGAGGAGAAGUCGCCCAGCAAGAAGAAGAAGAAGUUGCAGAGGAAAGAGGAGAAGGCGGAGCCGCCGCAGGCCAUGAAUGCACUGAUGCGGCUGAACCAGCUCAAGCCAGGGCUGCAGUACAAACUGGUGUCGCAGACGGGCCCUGUACACGCACCUAUCUUCACCAUGGCUGUGGAAGUGGAUGGCAGUUCUUUCGAGGCCUCGGGCCCCUCCAAGAAGACGGCCAAGUUGCACGUGGCCGUGAAGGUCUUACAGGACAUGGGCCUGCCCACGGGUGCUGAAGGCCGAGACUCCAGCAAAGGCGAUGACUCGGCCGAGGAGACGGACACCAAGCCAGCUGUGGUGGCCCCACCGCCCGUGCUGGAAGCCGCUUCCACGCCCAGCACCACUUUCCCCUCCGAUCCCACCUCCGAGAAUGCUCCACAGCAGGGGCCGAUCUUGACCAAGCACGGCAAGAACCCAGUCAUGGAGCUGAAUGAGAAACGACGUGGCCUGAAGUACGAGCUGGUGUCCGAAACGGGCGGCAGCCACGACAAGCGCUUCGUCAUGGAGGUGGAGGUGGAUGGGCAGAAGUUCCAGGGCGCCGGCUCUAACAAGAAGGUGGCCAAGGCCUACGCUGCCCUUGCGGCCCUCGAGAAGCUCUUCCCCGACACGCCCCUGGCCUUGGACGCUAACAAGAAGAAGCGCACCCCAGUGCCUGUCAGAGGGGGCCCCAAAUUCGCUGCUAAGCCGCACAACCCGGGUUUCGGCAUGGGAGGCCCCAUGCACAACGAGGUACCCCCGCCCCCCAACAUGCGUGGACGGGGCCGAGGCGGGAACAUCCGCGGGAGAGGCCGAGGCCGAGGGUUUGGAGGCGCCAACCACGGAGGCUACAUGAAUGCCGGCUCUGGCUACGGCAGCUACGGAUAUGGCGGCGGCAACUCAGCCACAGCUGGCUACAGUGACUUUUUCACAGACUGCUACGGCUAUCAUGAUUUUGGGUCUUCCUAGAGCAUCUAAAAGUAUUGCACACAAAAGCAGCUUUUUACUCCAAUUUUCUCGAACUCCAAAACCCAAAGUGUCCGUGCUGUGCCCUGUGCGUCACCGGGUGUUCCUCGGCGGCCCCGCAGCCCGGCCGAAACGCUUAGCCUGCAGAAUUUAAGACAAUGGCAGUUUUUACCGCCCUUGGCCUUUGAACUGGGUCCCUUGACGGUCACACUAAGUGGAAAGCAAUUUUCCGAGUGCGCCUUUUUGAGCGGCCUUGCACGGAGCCCUAGAGCCAGCGUUGGGCCGCGGCAAGGCCCCAGCCCACGAGUCACGAGUGCUUUUUCUGGAAAGCAUGACUAUCUGAGAGACAGACACGGAUGCAUUUUAACCUUCCUUUGUCUUAAUUCACAGCAGGUUUUGUAUGAAUUUUUAACCAAUUCCCCCAUCGGGCGGAUGCCUUUGACAGUCACCGACACGAUUCGCCACCAUCCGAGUCCAGACCAACCGGCUUUGGCUAUUUUUCGUUUUUGUUUUUCUUUUCUUUCUUUUAUUUCCCCCCCCCCCCCAUAAGCAUGUAAACACGGGGCAAUUGUCUGUUGUGCUGAGUAACUGUCCCGCUGAUGGGGGCUGGCCGGGGGCCACGCCACCCUGUGUCCCGUUCAGCUAGAGGUGAGCUGGCGAAGGCGCCCGAGUGGGACCAGCCUCCGGGAAUGGGGCACGUGGAAUCUUGCAAGUCGCCCUCUGCACGGCCGGGGUGUCUGGGGGGGGUCUGGGUCUGGGAUGCUGGACCCCAGGGGUGCGGCGAGGGCGGCCAGGCGGGUAGUAGGUGCGGCUCUCAGGCUCCAGCCUCCUGGGUGGGCCCUGGCUUCCUGGGGAUGUACUGGGAGCGAUGCAGGCUUGCUGCUGAGAUCUCCCGUGCCCUGGGUCAGCGGUCAUGAAACCUGCCCUUUGCGUUGACUUGCAAGAUUGUGCGUUGAUUGAGGCAAAGCAGCUGGUCCAAAACAAAGCAAAGCAAAAAGGGUUACUCCGUCAUUUGUUCCUGGAGGUUUGAAAGUCAGUGAAACUUUAAGAAACAGAAAAAAAGAAAAAGGACAACCUUGGAUUGCAUGAUGUAUUUUUAUUUUAUUUUUUUUUAGAAAGUUAUUGUUUGAGAAUAAUGCCUUUUUAUACCAGGAAAUAGUUCUCCUGAAUGACGUUGCAAACUCCCCCUCCCUUUUAUUUUUUUUAAUCAAUACAUGUUAAAGUGACAA